Messenger RNA from Eremothecium cymbalariae DBVPG#7215, 2022 nucleotides. It is a transcript of the gene APC5, whose product is annotated as anaphase promoting complex subunit 5. NCBI's taxonomy places the organism in Eukaryota, Fungi, Ascomycota, Saccharomycetes, Saccharomycetales, Saccharomycetaceae. Gene Ontology annotation, biological process: protein K11-linked ubiquitination; anaphase-promoting complex-dependent catabolic process; positive regulation of mitotic metaphase/anaphase transition. Gene Ontology annotation, cellular component: anaphase-promoting complex. The transcript has a single exon. The record is from RefSeq and is a predicted model, not a curated record. The coding region runs from base 1 to 2022 and encodes 673 amino acids.
AUGGCUUUGAAGGAUUCAAAGUUGUACCAGCAAAUACAGUUAACGAAAUGGUAUGAUCCACAUGAUGUUUCUGGUCUUUUAUUAGUGUUAUUCUAUGCGUUGGGUACGAUUGAUAUUGACCCUGAAAUACUUCUCCGUGUACUAGAUCCCACAGGUAUAGGAGCGAUCCACAACUAUGAUAAGAACUUAGAUUUACAUUUAACUGUUAAAUUGCCAACUUUAGAAGCAUUGGUUGAAUUUUUACUUGAAGCAGAUGAGGAGAAUGCUGCUUUAACGCUAGUAACAGCGUUAGAUCAAAUUCCUAGUAUUCAUGGAUUGAUUCAAUUGAGUAUAUUUUUUAAAACAAGAAUUGUGAUAGAUUCUAUGAGGGAUAUACCAGAUCCAUAUUUCAAAAGAGGUAUUAGUAAGAAAUCAAUCUUUUAUGUUUUAUUGUCAAAGAAGUUUCGAAGUUUUAACGAUGUUUAUUUAAGUGGUGAUAUGAAUCAGAAAUGGAAGGAAAUUAAGAGCUAUAGGUCUGAAUUUAAAACUUGCGAAAUUUGGGAUAAAAUUAAGUCCAAACUUCCCGCUAAAAUUACCUUUUUAACUAAAGUUUUUAACGAAUCUGAAGAAAAUGCAUUGCCGCUCCCUGUUAUACGAGUUCCAGAAUCCAUACAAGCUGCUGAAGUGUACCCCUGGCUUAUAACUACACGUGAGCGAUAUGAACAGAUCGUUAAUAUGGAAUUAACUAAAAUUAACACAUAUACUCCUCCAGAUUUAACUAUUCCGGAAGGUUUGGUACGCUAUACUAGCUUGCAUCAAAAAACUACGUUUCCUAGUGUGCUAAUGGUGCAAUAUACCAUUGCCCUCUUGAAUAAAAAUUACCAGGAGAGCCAGGAUUUACUAUUUCGAAUAUUUGAUUAUGCAGGCUCGAGCUUUGAAACUUCACAGGCGUAUGAUUCCGCGAGCGGGCCGUUAUUUAACUCAUUUAUGCUAAGUCAUUUAUUUCGCGCUUGUGGUACCCCUCAAGCUGCUGUGAAGAGAAUUGAAAAUGUGGUAAAGUUAGUCAGAGAACAUGGAUCUCUGACUGGGGUUCAACCAAUGCUAUAUUCUUUGUUUACCUUCUUAAAAGAUUAUCCCCAUUUAUCUGAUAACCUACAGUCAGCUGUGAGUCAAUUAAAGAAGUACUUUGAAAAUACCGCCAGGAAUUCGCUAAACAGCAUCAAAUUUCUCUAUGCAAUUGAGUCACUAAUGCAAUUGAGUCGAGAUGCUUAUAUUCCCCAAGCUUUGGAAAAUGCUUACAAAACUCGAAUGCUAUGUAUGCUAGAUGAUAAAAGUAGACAACAUGAGAACGUUGAUCCAUUAAUAAAUACUAUAGAGAUUUGGGAUAAAAUUGGGAUAAAGGAAAUUGCUCCGUGUUAUUCGAUAUACACUACAAGAGCUCGUGAUUAUUCUGAUUAUCGCGGCACCUAUAAUGAAGUUUCAAAAGCCUUGAAGGAUGGUAAUGAUGCGCCAUUGUAUUCCUGCAAUACCACUUCUUGGCCAUAUAAUGAGCAACAAAAGAUCAAAAGAUUGAGGAUUCAGUAUAUGAGGCGGAUCGGGGAAUUGGACGAGGCUAUGAUGUUAGUAAACCGAUAUGUUGAAGAUACUAGGUCUAAAAUACCCGACAAAUAUUGGGAAUUUAAAUUCAUGCAAGAAAAAGUAUAUCUAUUGUUUUCUUGUGGAAUGGCUGCACGAUCUAUCAUGUUUAUUAUGGAUAUGAUUAAUUCUGCUGAUAAAUGCAAAAACCCAUAUCAACUCGCACAAUGUUUUGUAUUGUUAUCAACAGCACUAGUUACCUUACGAAAAUACGACGUUGCGAUUCAGUUGAUGAAGGGCAACAUGCAUACAGUUUUUCAAUUUAACCACAAGGAGUUAGAGAAGAAAUUCCUUGGCAUCUACAUUGAAGCUAUGAAACACGUUGAUCCACCUUCUAAGGGCGCAACGGUAGAACAGCUAGUAACCCUUUGGAAUAGGCACUAUGAUAACAGUCAAUCAACUAAAUAG